AUGGAGUCGACGUCCUACCAAGCCGAUGCACUUCCAGCAUCGCCGCUACUACGUCUGCCUUUCGAGAUACGUCUUAUGAUAUACGAGUACCUACUCCUACCGUCGACGACGCCCACAAUCGGAAACGGAAUCUCAGUCGCGAACUUGAUUCCGGAUUUCCAUACCUACCUCUCAGACGACACGAACAAUCAUCCAUGCCCCUUCUUAACAACCACAACCCCAACCACCUACCGCGUCCUCCUCUCCCCCUACACAUCCCACCUCCGCUACACCGUCCCCUCCCUCCUCGCACUAAACCACCAGAUUCACGCCGAAGCAAGCAAAAUCCUCUACUCGACCUACACAUUCUCCUUCCACACUAGCAUCGAAGCCGCAGUGCCUUUUUUAUCAGACUUGACACCCAGAAGUCGGGCUUCUAUACGUCAUUUGAGCAUAACAAAGAAAGCGCUACCAUAUAGCAAGGAAUUCGAUCGCGCAGAAUGGGCAAGUCUGUGUGAAUACCUUGCUGCACCACCACAAUCUGCUCUCGAUGGUUCCGAGAUACCCGCGCCCGUCUCCUCCCUGCGCAGCCUCACUCUUAAUGUCAUCUCGGGAAAACCCGAUCACGGCUGGGAUUCCAUCACGCCCAUUCUCCCCUCGGAUUUUGACACUAUGCUACGCAUGAAGAACGAGUGGCUUGGCGGUAAUGUGACUGAUUUCGGGGGCGUGGAUCUAGAGUGGGCGGAGCAGGUUAUGGAGAUCAGGGGAUUGGAGAUGGUUAAUGUGAAGGCGAUGGUGGAGAGGUGUGCGAAUCCAGUGAGCGAGAAACAGGCUUUUUGGAUUGCGUUCACUGUGCAUCCGGCCUUGGCUGUACGACACCGGAAAGUCAUCUUCAGCCUGGUGCAUCGCAAGUCCUUCUUGACACUUCUAUUCUUCCCAUUCUAUCCGCUUGACAACAUGGAAGCUCUGGUCGCCGUUGGCCUCGCUGGGAAUGUUGUGCAAUUCGUGCAAUUCUCUGGCCAGCUCCUAUCUCUCGCCAAGGAGAUCAAGAAGAAGGGCGCCCCCUCAUCUCUGGUCGAUCUGCGUAAAGUCACUCAAAACCUCACGCAUCAAACUCGGGUAAUCGUGACUCGGCUCAAAGCAAAUACAGCCACACUUCAGCAGGAAGAACAACAUCUACUCGAUGUGGCCAUAGACUGCGAAAAGGCUGGAAAGGAGUUCGUCGCAUACAUCGAUAAGCUCAUUACGCCAUCGAAACCAUCCUCACCCUUAGGGAGUGCUCAGUCUAGUGUAAAGAUAAAAUGGCAUCAUAAGCAGAUUGAAGCGUACAUUUCUAAGCUGGACAAGUUUCAGGGGUCUCUUUUGCUCGCAACAGUGCUUUCCCUACGUACCAGUGAGACUGGCAGCCACUACGAAGUCCUUGAACAUCUCAAAUCAAUAGAGGCGGGGAAUGAUACAUCCCAACAGAACGAUAACGAGCUGAUCCGAGCUUUAAGCCUCUUACGGGAUUUAGUCCAGCAACAAUCUGGUCCGAAGUUAGACAUGUUGCAAAAACGGAUGGACUCAUGCAUGGAAGAGAUCCAGGAGAUUCGGUCCUCGGUCACCAACACCCGAGAGGAUGAGAUUCUACGCUGGCUAAACUUCCGGCAAAGAACAUGGCGGUUCGAGGAGGUCGAGGAAGCACACCGAACAACGUUCGAUUGGGUCUUCCGAAAACCACAUGCGAACACACUCUGGCAUGAUUUCAGUGCUCAUCUUUCCGGGGCGGAAGUUACCUUACCAUACUUCAUAAACGGGAAAGCAGGGAGCGGCAAAUCAACUCUGAUGAAGUACAUCGUAUCGCAUCCACAAACGAAAGCAGAACUCCGGAAAUGGGCUGGCCAACACAAGCUUCUCAGUCCACAAUUCUUCUUCUGGAAUGUUGGGACCCAGUUACAGAAGAGCCAUACUGGCAUGCUCCGCUCUCUACUACACAGCGUACUCGCUCAAUAUGACGAUCUCAUACCCGCUGUAUUCCCAACCCUGUAUGCCGACGGAUUUCCCAUCAGCAAUGACGAGCCGCCCUCUUACAUCGAACUCAAGUGUGCUUUUGAGCGAUUGAAGAUUAGAUCCGCAUCUUUUUUGCACAUGUGCAUUUUCAUUGAUGGUAUCGACGAGUUUGAGGGAGACUAUCGGGACAUGUCAACCUUCCUCUGUUCCAUAACUUCUUCGACGGUAAAGGUCGUAGUGUCGAGCCGACCUAUCAAUGCCUGCCUCAAUGUGUUCAGACACUGUCCAACGCUCAGGCUCCAGGAUUUGACACAAGACGAUAUGAGCGUCUUCAUUCGGGACAGACUGAGUUCGCAUCCGAUGAUGGCAGAACUCCAAACCGAGUCACCAGAGAACGCUGCCACACUAGAAGCGGAGAUUCAGGAGAAGGCUGAGGGAGUAUUUCUCUGGGUUCGACUGGUCACUGGACUUCUAUUACGGGGGCUAGAGGAUGGAGACGACUUUGAUGAUCUUCUUCCUAAGCUUCGUGCCUUGCCAUGCGACUUACGGGAGCUCUAUACCCGGAUGAUGAACAAAAUGCCCUCGGAUUAUCAGGUGCAGGCCUCGCAGAUGUUCCAGAUGUUUGAGUGGUGGAGGCUCUAUGGCAAUGAUGAACCUCUCGAAUUACUCCUGCUAUCCUUUUCCAUCCAACAACCCUCUUUUACGCUCGAAUUAUGCACAGAUGCCUGCAAUACCCAGAUGAAAAAGUAUUACUCUGAAAGAAUCGAGGCUCGUAUUCGAAGCCGUUGUUGUGGACUGCUCGAAUUGCGUGAGAUCUCGACUGGGAACAUAUUUUGGCCUCGUACUCCGAUGGUGGCCUAUCUGCAUCGCUCUGUAGCAGAGUUUGUAACCAGCCAAGAAGUGUGGGACCACAUGCUUUCUCUCACCAACGACACGAAAUUCAGCCCCAGUACACAUAUCGUAUGUGGAAUCCUCUCCAUCUUGAAGACUUCGUACCCUCCACCAGACGAAAGUAAAUAUCUAAGAACGCCCAGGAUCUCCGGUCGAACCGACUACAGCGAGGGGAUCUUGGAUCUCGCCAUGGACGUAUGUCGCCGGAGUGCCGAUAUUGGAGACUCGCUCAUGCUUAAAUAUAUGGAGGCUAUAGAUAAGACCAUGGUUUCAAUAUCCCAGAGUUGGGCUGAGAACUCAAUCGAUCAACAAGAUUGCCAGAUCUUUGCGCACUGGUCUCUUCGAAUGGCCCGGAACUGUUUGGUAUCAAAUAUUCAUCAUCCCAAGCUUGCCAAUCAUAUGCCCCUCUGGGCUCAAGCCAACAUUCGUACUUUCGCAGCUUACAACGGAAUGUUGAUUUACUCGUUCUUUUCGCAUUAG
Alternaria atra is the source of this 3339-nucleotide messenger RNA. RefSeq lists its product as uncharacterized. The record is from RefSeq and is a predicted model, not a curated record. NCBI's taxonomy places the organism in Eukaryota, Fungi, Ascomycota, Dothideomycetes, Pleosporales, Pleosporaceae. The transcript is spliced from 5 exons. Bases 1 to 3339 code for a protein of 1112 amino acids.